AUGAUACUCUGCGUCGAGGAGGCUCACCGGCUCGGCUGCAUCCACCGCGAUGUCAAGCCCGACAAUUUUCUGGUUUCAUCCUCUGGGCACUUGAAGAUUUCGGAUUUUGGCCUGGCUUUUGACGGACACUGGUCCCACGACACGGCAUAUUACAAUUAUCAGCGCUACUCACUUGUUCGCCAACUCGGAAUCGUGGUUGACGGCGACACCUGUGACCUCAUUGACCAAACGGCGCUCCAGAAGCAAAUCAAAUGCCUAGGACACAACAAGUAUGACAAGAUAUUCAACGGCAACGGUGGCCAUCUGCUCAACUAG
Parascedosporium putredinis is the source of this 315-nucleotide messenger RNA. The record is from the annotation of a GenBank genome assembly. Lineage: Eukaryota; Fungi; Ascomycota; Sordariomycetes; Microascales; Microascaceae.